CUCUAUUUUAUUUUCCAAAACCAGCUAAAACGGAUCUUGACCUCGAGAACUGAUCUUUUUGGUUUCAUGUAAACAAACAGACAAACAGACAAAGCCAGGAAGCAGACGAGAAAUUCCCAAGCCAAAGCAAAAUUAGGAUUGAAAAAGAAAAGAGAAAGGAAAAGAAAAGAAUCAUGGCAGAAAUAACCUUACUCAAUUACUAUCUUUUUGAACGCUUCAAGUGUAAACAUUCUUGUUUUAUAUCCAAGCUUGCUUUCUUUUCCAUUCCUUUAAAUUCUGAGUCGAGUUUCGUUUUCGUCGCAGUUUUUCUUAAUUAGUUUACUUUUCUUUUUGAAUUAAGCUAUACUUUCGACUCAAAUUUCUCUCGCUUCAAUCUUUUCUUUCUUUCUUGCUUUCUUUGUUUACUUGUGAAAUAUCGUCGAUUUUCCUAUCAGAACACAAUACGUAAGUAGCCUUUAUUCAUAGUGGCGGCUCGUACUUUAGAUAAAGGCACCUUUAACGAUAAGAAAAGAACCAAGGGACUCUCUCUCUGACUAGAGCCAAAUAGUUGUCUUCAGACAAAAGUUGAUAUUCCAAUUUAAAAAGACACAGUAAAGUGUACACGCUUAAUUUUAGUUGUAGAAGAGUUGAUUCAUUGUCUUACUAGCUUUAACCUUUUUCUGGUUUAUAAUUUUAAUUUUUCAUUUUUCAUCCAAUUUCUAUUGUUUUUCUCCUUUCGGCUUAUAACGAUUUCCUUUGAUUUUCGUUUCUUCUCUUACUUCUGUUUCGCUAGUCUUUUUGGAGUUGUUUUUUUAUAAUGUCAGAACAGAAUCCUCCAGGUACAUAUCCCAACAAGGCAGCCGCUACAACGCUUGCCGUCAUUGGCACCGUUUGCUGGUGUGUCCAAUUAAUUCCCCAAGUCAUCAAAAAUUAUCGUGGAAAAUCCACCGCUGGUCUUGAUACUUUGUUCAUUUUUAGCUGGGUGAUCGCCUCAAUUCCUCUUGCUGUUUAUAACCUGGUCCAAGACCUUAACAUCGCUCUUAAAAUUCAGCCUGAACUCUUUCAACUACUAUCUUUGGUCACCUUUUUCCAAUGUCUACUAUACGGUGAAGGUUGGUCGGCCCGAAAAUCUCUUCUCGUCGUUGGCCUAUUUGGUGCUCUUUCUGCCGGUUUGCAGGCCAUGCUCAUUCUUACCGUCCAACUGGGCAUUCGUCGUCAUGUCGAAUGGCCUGUCACGUUAAUGGGCGUUUUAUCCACAAUCCUUGUCAACAUUGGCUUUCUUCCUCAAUAUAUCCAAAUUUUCCGCAUGAAAGCUGUCCAGGGAAUUUCAUAUAUCUUUUUGACCAUUGAUUCUAUCGGUGCUCUCUUUUCUUUCAUUUCAUUACCGUUUGAUCGAUGGGAUGUGCUUGCUGCCAUCGAUUAUGGUCUCGUCUUCGUUUUAGAGAUGGGUCUCUUUGCCUUGGUCUUAAUCUUUAAUGUUUUGCUUCGAAAGAAACCUGAAACCUACAGUGAAAAUGAAGACGCUCAAACUGGAGACGAUGAAGAAGAAGAGUCAAAGCCGACAAUUCUUAUUCGAAAUCCUAGCUCCAAAUCUGGUUACACCGUCAAUCCCGAAGAAAAAUCAAUUUAUAUUCCUUAAAUAACCUUUUUAUGUUCAGCUUACGGGGUAAUUACAAGUCCAUGAUCCUCUCGACUUGCUCAUUCGCUAUAUUCCGUUAUUCGUGAUCAGAACCAUGACAAGACUGAUCUAUGUCUUUGUGAAUUCUGAUUCCUUUUAAUUAUUAUUCCCCUUUCGCUUUUGAAUUUCGUUUUAUUUAUUGUCUUUUGAGUUUAUUUACUAUGUAUUAAGGCUUUUAUCGGUGGCUAAAUAAAAGUAUUUUAUGGUACUAAUUCAGCAAAGUGAAAUGUAGCUUUUCGAUUAGAAUUUAGGAUUUGCUUUUCAUUUUAUGUACGAGUGACUUUUUAUACUAAUGAUUGCUUAAGUCGAUCUUCAAUCAAAGACCAGUUG
Messenger RNA from Schizosaccharomyces cryophilus OY26, 1987 nucleotides. Its product is annotated as PQ loop protein. The record is from RefSeq and is a predicted model, not a curated record. Lineage: Eukaryota; Fungi; Ascomycota; Schizosaccharomycetes; Schizosaccharomycetales; Schizosaccharomycetaceae. The coding region runs from base 797 to 1618 and encodes 273 amino acids. The transcript has a single exon.